Molecule: messenger RNA, 1608 nt
Organism: Oldenlandia corymbosa var. corymbosa
Lineage: Eukaryota; Viridiplantae; Streptophyta; Magnoliopsida; Gentianales; Rubiaceae
Source: the annotation of a GenBank genome assembly
AUGUCAUGGAUUUACCGAGGUGCCCAUUUACGUCCAGCAUUGUACGUAGAGGUUGCAGAUGAACCUGUUCAAGAUGUUGGGGAAGGAACUAGUGGUGGUCAGUAUGAUGGUGCAGGGAGUAGAGGUUUAGGUGGUACCAAUGAAGAUGACGAUGACACAGAAGAUGACGUACAUGAGAACAGUGACGAGGAGUAUGUGCCGUCCGAUGAGUCUGAUGAUGAUUACAGUGACCAUGACGCAUCUUCAGUAGUAAUUUCUAUUUUUGACGACAUAAGUGACAUGGACAAGUCUGAACUGGAUGAGGAUUCUGAUGGGAUCACAAUGUGGGACGGUAAUUGGCAGACGGCUAGACAUGGUGUACAUUUUGCUAACAAGAAAGAGGUACAAACAGCUGUGGGGGAAUGGACAUUGCGACAGGGUCGGGCAUGUCGGGUAAAAUAUAGCCGUCCCUAUACGUGGGCCGCUGAAUGCGAGACUAAAGGGCCGAAGUACCCAGAAGAACUUCUCCACGGCACUACUUGCUUGUGGAAAUGUCGAGCUACCCUGCAAAAAGACACAAAUACUUGGAGAAUGGUGGUAUGGAUCGAGAGCCACAACUGUCUUGGUGCAACCACAAGAAACGAAGGUCGUAACUUGACGUCCACAAUGAUUGCUCGAUUGAUCACAGCCAAUGUCCGAAAAGAUCCAGGUUAUUCAGUCGCGCAGAUCCAAGUCGAAAGGUGGGAGAAUCGACACAACACCCUUGCAGGUCUUCAGACGGAUAUGACUCUUGAACCCCAGGCAGCACCGGAAUAUCUAGUGUGGUAUCAAAAUCACACUGUCACUUUGGUCACCAACCCAUCAGACUAUCGUCAGCCCCAGGGUUUUCAGGGAUCUGCUGAGUCACUACAUAUAAUGGCCAAUUUAGUGCAAAACAUGCGGCAUAUUACUCUAGAUGGGCUACAACGUAAUCCAGCUGAUUCUUGGAAUCACAAUGCCUUCCUACAGCUGCACGAUUUGACACAGCAGGCAAUCACUGUCAGCAAGACAUCUGUUUGGGCUGAUAGUGAGAACCCAAGCCAAGAUUUUGUUCCAGCUGACGCAACCCAGGAGUAUAUCCCACCUAGGCCUCCCAGGACUGACCGAGGCGGCUUCCAGUUAGGGAGUGGGAGAAUGAGAAAACCUGUGGCCACCCAGGAUACCGGCGGGCAAUCUUCUACCCCCAUGUGUCUCCUUACCGUCCAAAGAUCGCCACACCACCAUCCCUCUCCUCCUUUUGAGCAAAUGCAUUUUGAUUCAGAUUUUAUUAAUCUAGAUCCUAAUCUUUGGGGUUUCUUUGAGACUAGUUACGAGGGUGGUCAUCAUAGUCGACAUCUAGAUGGUGACGAUAUCCAUAAUGAUCGGGAAGAUGAUCAAGAUCAUGAGGAUAUUCGGGAUCGGGAGCAUGAUGAUGAUGCGAUGAUGCCGAGCAUUCCUCUCAUGAUCAUUAUGAGGCGCGAUCAGGGACAGGGCCCCAGUGAUGGUACCAUGCCUUUUACACCGAUUGCUUUGGGUAAGGGACAGCGGAACAUAAAAAAGAAGAAAAAGUGCUGCAUGACAGAUUCUCAGGAGAAAAAGCGCAAGAUGUAG